CGGACAGUGCUCUCAUCUGGAAGAGCGCACCCAUCCCCCUGAGCCCCGCUUGCCUGGGACGGAGCAGAGGGCACGCCUGCCAGAGCAGUGCCCCCAGGAAGGACAGCUGCUGGUAGCCAGCCCCGUGGAGGGACACCUGCCAGGUGGAGCACAGGUGGGCCCAGCCCAGAGAAGAGGGAGCGAACACAGCUGGACAGGAGAGCUCGGAGCCUCACAGCCUGGUGGUGGCCACCCAAGAGGACCAUGCUCAGGCCUUGCUGACGACCCCCGGCUACCAGCUCGGAGUCAUGUCAUCAGGCCAGCAGGUGUGGCAUACAGCCACGCCGGCCCCUGGUCGGCCCAGCCCUACAGCCACGGUGCCCAGGUCCCCCAGCACCCCUGGCUCAGAGAAGGUGGCCUCCCCACUGGAGUGCUCCAUCUGCUUCUCCGGCUACGACAACAUCUUCAAGACGCCCAAGGAGCUCUCCUGCACACACGUCUUCUGCCUGGAGUGCCUGGCACGGCUGGUGGCCGCCCACCCAACAGGCCGGCCCGGCAGCGAGGCUGUGCCCUGCCCGUUCUGCCGGCAGCCCACGGCUGUGCCGGCUGCCGGGGCCCCCGCCCUGCGCACCAGCCGCCAGCUGCAGGCCAGGAUGCCGGCCCAUCUGCGUCGGGAGGAGCCCGUGUGGCUGGAGGGCACUAAGCUCUGCUGCCACCUGCCGCCCUCCACACCCGGCCUUCCAGCACCUGGCUUCGUGUGUGUGGAUGUGGGCCUGAGCAAGCCUGCGGAGCCCACUGCACCCACACCCAGCCUGCGCCCUGCCCGCCGUCAGGGCCGUCUGGCCCGCUGCUGGGCGCGCUACGGGGCGCUCUGCGGGGACUGGAGGCGCGUGGCGCUGGUCACGGCCCUGCUGCUGGUGCUCUUCUGUGUGGUGCUCUGGCCCGUGCAGUGCGCGCUCAAGACUGGGGACCUGCACUGCGUCCCCCGGCCCUCCGCCACCAUCACCACCGCCGCUGCCUUCUCUCCUGGGCCCCUGGCCGACCGCUAGGCUCAGCCACCCCUGCCCCAGCGCCAGGUGUGGGUCCCUGGCCCACAGUUGGGGUCACAGGCGUGGCAACCCCGGAGGAGCCCCAACAUCUCUGAGGACCCCAUAUACCCAUUCAGCUCACCUUCCCCCUACUCUGGGGGGCUGGAUCCUGAUGGCACGGACAAAAGGGUCCCUGAAGCUUCCAAGAAUCACAGGCUCCUAUGGGUCCCAGAGACCACCUCCCUAACCCCCCAUCACGGAGAGACAGCCUUGAUGAGGCCCCCUCUCUAUUCACUGUGAAUUACCUGCAUUAGCAGCCCUUUGCUGAGAAGGGAUGGCACUCACCAUCUUAAUUUUAUUUUCACAUUUCACCCAUGGCUCCUUCCCCAGGCCCCUUCCCCAGGCAGGGCUGGCCCCUUCCAUUGGGUUGGGGUGCUAAUGCUGCCCUCUGACUAGGGGGACAAAGGGCAGCAGCAGGAGGCCCAGUCCUCCAGUGCCCA
Molecule: messenger RNA, 1507 nt
Organism: Neomonachus schauinslandi (Hawaiian monk seal)
Lineage: Eukaryota; Metazoa; Chordata; Mammalia; Carnivora; Phocidae
Gene: RNF223
Product: ring finger protein 223
Exons: 2
Coding region: 288-1028 (246 amino acids)
Biological process (GO): protein ubiquitination
Molecular function (GO): ubiquitin protein ligase activity
Source: RefSeq, a predicted model, not a curated record